AUGGACGGCACUGAGAAAUUACCUUUAUUGAUGAUUGGAAAAUCAAGAAAUCCAAGAUGUUUUAAAAAUGUCAAAUCAAAGCCUAUAGAAUACCAUUCUAACACAAAAGCAUGGAUGACGGCGAAUAUUUUUGAAACAUGGCUACUAGAUCUCAAUCGUACAUACCAAAGAAAGAACAGAAAAAUCAUCCUGUUUAUUAAUAACUGCACUGCUCAUAAAUUGAUACCCACUGUGGAAAUUAUCACGGUUGUUUUUUCCCCACCAAACAUGACAUCAGUGGUGCAACCAAUGGAUCAAGGCAUCAUUAAAAAUCUGAAGCAUUUCUACAGAUGUCUAGUCGUUCAACACCUCCUUACUGAAUCUUCCCAUUACUCUCCUCGAUUCUCCAAGAAUGUGUUUAAAUGCAUGGUCCAAAGUCAGCCAAAAAACAAUAGCAAAUUGCUUUCGGAAGGUAGGAUUCAUCAGGAACACUGUCCCUAG
Parasteatoda tepidariorum (common house spider) is the source of this 480-nucleotide messenger RNA. The record is from RefSeq and is a predicted model, not a curated record. NCBI's taxonomy places the organism in Eukaryota, Metazoa, Arthropoda, Arachnida, Araneae, Theridiidae.